AGCGGAACUAACAUCUCAUCCGGCCCAAUUGUCAACCUCACCUGCACGCGUCGGUCGUUCGUAAGAAUAGCUGACGGCGGUUGUCUCCAGUAAAGGCAACCGUGGUGCCCCCUGCUAGACAACGGACGAGGCUCUGGCGACCGAGUAACUGGCGGUAUAACCAGUCAACGCUUUAUAUGGACCUAAAUCAUCCAUGUUCGGGAUCAUCCAUCUUCUUAACUAUCCCCGGUUUUCCUGUCUCGAGCGAGCAGGUUUUUGUGCGUCAGAUGACAAUCGGCACUGGUCUAAUAAACCCAAAAAUGUCAAAUUUUCAGGAAAGCAAAUGAAUAUGAAAAGGUUACCAAAUGUUUUGUGUAUAAAGGAUAGGGCGUCGCCGCGAAACGACGCGCAGACACAUCGCCCUACCUCUGCGACAAAUAUACUAGGGCUACCGAGUCAAGGACGGGCUCGGCCAAAGACGUUAGUCCCGGAAAGUAACCUUAAAGUCCGCUUCGCAACUUUGAAUGUUGGAACACUAUCUGGAAAAACGAAAGAGCUUGCAUGUCUAUUCAAACGUAGAAAGGUGGACUUUGUUUGUCUCCAGGAGACGCGAUGGACUGGUUCAAAGGCUCGAAAUAUCGGAGAAGGCUACAAGAUCAUAUACACUGGAGCUAAAGACGGCAGAAAUGGAGUGGCUGUUGCGGUACACCAAGACCAUCUCGAAAACAUCGUAGAGAUAAAUCGUGUAAGUGACAGACUGAUGUACCUCAAAAUACUAAUCGAAGGAGAGCUAGUGAACGUCAUAUCAGCAUACGCACCCCAAACGGGUUGUAGUGAAAUUGACAAAACCGCUUUCUGGAACAUGUUCGAUGGUACUCUGCAACAGGUCCCGGCAAAGGAAACUAUCAUCAUUGGAGGAGACCUAAAUGGUCAUAUUGGCACAACUAGCGAACCUCACAAUAGAAUCCAUGGGGGACACGGCUAUGGCAAUUUAAACGAAGCAGGCAAAGUGAUCCUCCAAACUGCUUUGGCUUUUGAUCUAGCCAUUAUAAACUCCUUUUUUAAGAAAAAGCCGGAACAUAUAAUAACGUACAAGAGUGGCCCAGCAUCCUCGCAGAUAGACUACAUACUAACAAAUCGCGCACAUAUAGGCCGUGUAAAAAAUUGCAAAGUGAUUCCUGGUGAAUGCGCUAUAACCCAACACAGAAUCGUUGUAGCGGACAUGGUCUUCAAGAGAACAUCAAAUUUAAAACCAGCACGAACUGCUGAGAUUACAAAAUGGUGGAAUCUGAAAGGAGAAAAGACCGAAGAGUUCCGUCAACACCUAUCUGACGUAAAAGUUGACACAACACAAGAUGUUGACAAAAUUUGGGAACACCUUCACAAGUGCCUCACAAAAGCUGGAAACGUUAUCCUUGGACGAACAAAAGGCGGAAAAAGAACUCCAAGAGAGACAUGGUGGUGGACAGACACGGUGCAACAAGCCCUGAAAGACAAGAAAUCUGCUUUUAAAACCUGGCAGGCCACAAAAACACCAGAAGACCGAGAGGAGUAUAAGAAAGCCAAAAAACAUGCAAAGAAAACGAUAGCUAUUGCACAGGCGAAUUCACUUAAGGAUAUGUAUUCGACACUAGAUAGCAAAGAAGGCCAAAAACAAAUAUAUAAACUCGCAAAACAACGAAACCAGAGCACAAAGGAUCCGGCUACCUGUCGAGUCAUCAAGGGAACAAAUGGCGACUUACUGUAUAAAGACAAAGACAUCAUAGCAACCUGGCAAAAAUAUUACGAAGAUCUGUUAAACAAAAUACCCGUUAAUAUCAAUCUCCCAGAAGCACACAAAAACCAAGGUUUGAUUGCUCCAAUAAAUCCAUGGGAAGUAAAGAGGGCUUUGCAAAAGAUGUCGAAUAAGAAAGCAGUAGGUCCCGACGGAAUACCCGUAGAAGCAUGGAAGUGCCUUAGUGACCACGGCAUUAUUCUACUCACAAACUUCUUCAAUCGCAUGAUGGAGACAUCGAAAAUGCCAUCUGCAUGGGGAUUAAGCACAAUCGUACCCAUCUACAAAGGGAAAGGAAGUAAACUUGAGUGUAAUAAUUACCGUGGAGUCAAACUUAUGUGCCAUACAAUGAAGUUGUACGAAAGAGUGAUUGAUAGCCGACUGAGGCAGGAGUGCUCACUCUCAAAAAACCACUACGGCUUUGUUCCCGGCGUAUCCACUACGGAUCCCAUGUUCGCUCUAAAUACUAUUGCCGAAGAAUACCGUGCUAAGAACUGUCCCCUGUACAUCGCAUUUUUGGACAUGGAAAAAGCGUUCGAUCGCAUACCGAGAGAUGCUAUCUGGUGGAGCUUACGCAGAAAAAGCGUCCCUGAGAAGUAUGUCAGUAUAAUUGCGGACAUGUAUAAAAAUGCAAGGUCUGUUGUGAAGACGGUUGUAGGUGCUACUCGGCCCAUUGCUGUAGCAGAAGGGGUACACCAAGGUUCAGUCCUAAGCCCUUUCCUGUUUUUCUUGGUCCUGGAUGCGCUGACGGAAACAGCACAGAGUACGGCUGCGUGGACGUUUAUAUACGCGGACGAUGUAGCAAUCUGCACGGAGAGCAGAACCUCCCUACAAAAGGCCCUUCUGGAGUGGAAACAUCAGUUGCAAAAAGGCGGCCUAAAGCUAAGUGUUACUAAAACCCAAUACAUGGCAUGCAACGAACCAGACCCAGAUGACAGCCCCAUCAUCAUCGACGGCCAACAAGUCAUCAAGUGCGACCAAUAUAAGUAUUUGGGUAACAUGAUGCACAGUUCUGGUAAAGUGGAAUACAACAUCCAACACAGAAUAGCUGCCGCCUGGCUAAAAUGGCGCGAAGUAACUGGUGUUACUUGUGACAGAAGAAUGCCGGUAAGGUUGAAAGGUCUUGUGUACAAAACCAUCAUACGCCCGGUCCUAAUGUAUGGCAGUGAGACCUGGGCAGCGACGCAAACGCAUGUCAGAGCGGUCCAAGCGGCUGAAAUGAAGAUGUUGAGGUGGAUGUGCGGGGUCACAAGGCUUGACAGAAUCCGCAAUGAGUACGUUCGCGGCAGCCUGGGAGUACGUGACAUCGCCGACAAACUCCAAGAAAACCGCUUGCGAUGGUUCGGACAUGUCAAGAGAAGACCACCUGACUAUGUUGGAAACGAAGCACUACGCCUGUCCGCCCCCGGUCGGAGAUCCCGAGGAAGACCUAAAACCAGAUGGAUAGACGUAGUGCAAAAAGACCUACGACACUGCCAAGUCUCUGAAGACGACGUUGGAGACAGGGCGAAGUGGAGAGAGAAAACGAGGAAGGCAGACCCCACCACCAUAUGGGACACAUAGCCUGAAAGAGA
Molecule: messenger RNA, 3327 nt
Organism: Plutella xylostella (diamondback moth)
Lineage: Eukaryota; Metazoa; Arthropoda; Insecta; Lepidoptera; Plutellidae
Product: putative RNA-directed DNA polymerase from transposon BS
Source: RefSeq, a predicted model, not a curated record